This is a messenger RNA of Varanus komodoensis (Komodo dragon), 966 nucleotides long. Its product is annotated as olfactory receptor 6X1-like. Gene Ontology annotation, molecular function: G protein-coupled receptor activity; olfactory receptor activity. Gene Ontology annotation, biological process: G protein-coupled receptor signaling pathway. The transcript has a single exon. The record is from RefSeq and is a predicted model, not a curated record. The coding region runs from base 1 to 966 and encodes 321 amino acids. Lineage: Eukaryota; Metazoa; Chordata; Lepidosauria; Squamata; Varanidae. Gene Ontology annotation, cellular component: membrane.
AUGGAAAACCAAACCACUGUGGUCGAAUUCAUUUUAUUGGGCUUCCCCAGCAUCCAGAAGGCGAGCAUUCUAGUGUUUCUGGGUGUCCUGGCAAUCUACAUCUUGACUGUCACUGGAAACAUCGUCAUUGUUGCCACUGUGGCUCAUGUCCCUACACUCCACAAGCCAAUGUACUUCUUCCUCGUCAAUCUCUCCUUCUUGGGGAUCAUCUACGUGUCCACUACGAUCCCCAAACUUUUAGUCAACUUGCUCACAGUCAAGAAAUCAAUCAGCCUAGCUGGCUGCAAAGUUCAAGCCUUCUCCCACUUUUUCUUGGGGGCCACAGAAUUCUUCCUCCUUACAGCUAUGGCAUAUGAUCGCUACCUGGCGAUAUGCCACCCUCUUCAUUACCAUGGUAUCAUGAAUGGCAGAGUUUGCGUUCAGCUGGCUGGUGGCUCCUGGCUUGGUGGCUUGAUGACUGUUUUGGUGCAGACAAUUCUGGUGUUCCAGCUGCCUUUCUGUGGUCCCAAUAUUAUCAACCACUUCUACUGUGAUGUUGGGCCAUUGCUAAAACUGGCUUGCGUAGACACAUACCCCAUUGAGUGGACAGUCUUCAUUGUUGCCACUGUUGUGGUAUUCAGUAAUUCCCUGCUGACCGUGGUCUCCUACAUCUUCAUCAUCUCCACUGUGAUGAGAAUCCCAUCGUCCUCUGGGAGGCAGAAGGCUUUCUCUACCUGCAUUGCACAUUUGGUGGUGGUCAUCAUGCUGUAUGGGGCAAUCAUUUUCAUUUAUGUCCGGCCCACAGGUCACGCCUCACUGAAUAUGAACAAAUUGGUGUCCCUAUUGAACACACUCGUCACACCACUGCUGAACCCUUUUAUAUAUACACUCAGAAACCAGGAAGUGAAAGAUGCCCUGAAAAAGGGAUUCACCAGGAAUAAGAUGGUUCAACAAGUGGUAAAUAAAACAAAGGCAAGAGGAAAAUAA